Messenger RNA from Trichechus manatus latirostris (Florida manatee), 3352 nucleotides. RefSeq names its product F-box and leucine rich repeat protein 4 (gene FBXL4). Gene Ontology annotation, cellular component: SCF ubiquitin ligase complex; cytoplasm. Lineage: Eukaryota; Metazoa; Chordata; Mammalia; Sirenia; Trichechidae. Gene Ontology annotation, molecular function: protein binding. The record is from RefSeq and is a predicted model, not a curated record. The transcript is spliced from 8 exons. Gene Ontology annotation, biological process: SCF-dependent proteasomal ubiquitin-dependent protein catabolic process. Bases 323 to 2116 code for a protein of 597 amino acids.
GUCGCGCUGGGCCCGCUCGCAGCGGUCGCGCCGUAGCGCGGGAGUCUGGGAGCCGCCUCCGUGCUCGGGCCUCCCUGCGCCGCCUGGUCGCUGGUGAAACUUGCGGCGCGUGCCUCUCCCGGACCCUUCAGGGUAAGAAAAUGUCACAUUUCAGCAUUUGUACCUGAAAUCAGCAUGCAGAUUUCAGUCUACAUGGACAAGUGCCAACUUUUGCCUUUCCUCUGUGGAUCCUGUGACCAUUCUAUCUGGGAACUUCCUUCAGAGAGUUCAUGCAUCUUACUGAGGACACCUGACCUUUUGAAGCUUCAUAAUUCACAUCUAGAUGUCACCAGUAUUUCCUAUGUUAACAGUUCUGACUAUGUUUUAUUAUAUAUGCCUUCGGCGCCGAGCCAGGACAGCUACAAGAGGAGAAGUGAUGAACAGCCAUAGAACUAUAGAAUCAAACAGCCGGACUUCCCCUCUCAAUGCAGAGGUGAUCCAGUAUGCCAAAGAAGUAGUGGAUUUCAGUUCCCAUUAUGGAAGUGAGAAUAGUAUGUCCUAUACCAUGUGGAAUCUGGCAGGUGUACCAAAUGUAUUCCCAAGUUCUGGUGACUUUACUCAGACAGCUGUGUUUCGAACUUAUGGAACAUGGUGGGAUCAGUGUCCUAGUGCUUCCUUGCCAUUCAAGAGGACGCCACCUAAUUUUCAGAGCCAGGACUAUGUGGAACUUACUUUUGAACAACAGGUGUAUCCUACAGCUGUUCAUGUUCUGGAAACCUAUCAUCCUGGAGCAGUCAUUAGAAUUCUGGCUUGUUCUGCAAAUCCCUAUUCCCCAAGUCUACCAGCUGAAGUAAGAUGGGAGAUUCUUUGGUCAGAGAGACCUACGAAGGUGAAUGGUUCCCAGGCUCGCCAGUUUAAACCUUGUAUUAAACAGAUAAAUUUUCCCACAAAUCUUAUACGGCUGGAAGUAAAUAGUUCUCUUCUGGAUUAUUACACUGAAUUAGAUGCAGUUGUGCUACAUGGUAUGAAGGACAAGCCAGUGCUUUCUCUCCAGACUUCACUUAUUGACAUGAAUGAUCUAGAAGAUGAUGAUUAUGAAGAAAAGGAUGAUUGUGGAAUGGACAAUCUUAACAAAAAGUUUAGCAGUGCUACCCUCAGGGAAGGGCCAAAUAAUGGAUAUUUUGAUAAACUGCCUUAUGAGCUCAUUCAACUGAUUCUGAAUCAUCUUACACUACCAGACCUGUGCAGAUUAGCCCAGACUUGCAAGCUACUGAACCAGCAUUGCUGUGAUCCUCUACAAUACAUCCAGCUCAAUUUGCAACCAUACUGGGCAAAACUAAAUGACACAUCUUUGGAAUUUCUACAGGCUCGCUGCAGUCUUGUCCAGUGGCUUAAUCUAUCUUGGACAGGCAACAGGGGCUUCAUCUCUGUUUCAGGAUUUGGCAGGUUCUUGAAGGUUUGUGGAUCUGAAUUAGUCCGCCUUGAAUUAUCUUGCAGCCACUUCCUUAAUGAAACUUGCUUGGAGGUUAUUUCUGAGAUGUGUCCAAAUCUACAGGAAUUAAAUCUCUCAUCUUGUGACAGACUGCCACCUCAAGCUUUCAACCACAUUGCCAAAUUAUGCGGCCUUAAAAGACUUGUUCUCUAUCGCACAAAAGUAGAGAUUGAGGACUAUGAUGUGAUAGCUAGCAUGAUAGGAGCCAAGUGUAAAAAACUGCGGACCCUGGAUCUGUGGCGAUGUAAGAAUAUUACUGAGAAUGGGAUAGCAGAACUGGCUUCUGGGUGUCAGCUUCUGGAGGAGCUCGACCUCGGCUGGUGCCCUACUCUGCAGAGCAGCACCGGGUGCUUCGCCAGACUUGCACGCCAGCUUCCGAACUUGCAGAAACUCUUUCUUACGGCUAACAGGUCUGUGUGUGACACAGACAUUGAAGAACUGGCGGGUAAUUGUACCAGAUUACAGCAACUGGACAUACUAGGAACAAGAAUGGUAAGUCUGGCAUCUUUAAGAAAACUCCUGGAAUCUUGUAAAGAUCUUUCCUUACUUGAUGUGUCCUUCUGUUCACAGAUUGAUAACAGAGCUGUGCUAGAACUGAAUGCUAGCUUUCCAAAAGUGUUCAUAAAAAAGAGCUUUACUCAGUGACUUAAUAUAUGUUCUGUAAUAAAACUAAUGUGGUUUUGUAGGGUUUUAUUUUGGGAUUGGUUUUGUUAUUUUGCUUUGGUUAGUUUGUAUAGUGGUGGGAAUCAAGACAUUUGAAGAUUUUAAAGAAAAAUAUCAAAUUGUCCAUUAAAUCAAGUAACGUGUUUUUACAAAAUAUGGCAAGCACUUUACUUCAAGAGUAUGUGAGUGGCUGAUAAUGUUUUUACUGUAUAUUAAUCAGUGAUAAUAUGCUUUAGUCAAUAAUUACAUGUUUAAUAAAAGUAAUAUGGAAACAUUUUAACUUAUUUUUAAAGGAACACUUUGAACAAUAAAGUAUGAUAUUUAUGCAAAAAUAAAAUGAAUUUUCACACUUCCAUGUGAAGAAUAUUAUUUUAUUUAUUCUUAUUACGUGGCUGGAGUUUUGUUUGAUAUGUACAAAAUUGUCAGAACUGGUUGGAGAAAGGGACUUAUUUUUUAAACUGAUGCAUUUGUUGUCGCAAAGUAUGUAUUUCUCUUUUUUUUUUAAGUAGAGGGCUGUCUUAGAGUAUAUCUUUAAUGAUACAAUAGGUACAUAGAGAAACUCUAAGUGAAUUUAUGGCAGAAACAAAGAAAAAGGGGAACGACUUGCUUUUUCUGCCAUUGUGGUAUUGGUGUCAAAUGCUUAUUGUCAUAUAGCUUAUAAUGUACAAGAGAACAACCCAAAGUAGGCUGCUGCUUAGUGCACUGGAUUAUGUUGAAUUGUGCUCUAUCUGUUUAUCAUCUAAAACCCAUCAACAACAAACAGAAAAAAUGUUUCUGCAAUUCUUCCUUAAAUUCAUUACUUAACUGGUAUAAAAAAUGAAACACUUAUUUUUUUUGGUAGAAUACACUCAAUCAUGAAUUACUUUACAAUAACUGUUCAACUUGAAAAUGUUUCAUUUUUUUCACUUCUAUAGAUUUAUCUAUUUCGCUACUGGCUAAUACCAAUAUAAAAAUACGAGCAUAAUCAAGAACAAAAGGUAAACUACUAAAUGAAAUAGUUUUCCAGCUGUUAAAUAGAUGCCUUAAAAAUUUGCUGGAGGGAAAGAUUUAAGGCUUCUGAAUUCAACAUGAAUUUUAUUUAUAUGUAUUUUCUUCUGUCCCCUGGUACCUUAAUGAUUAAAAAUCAGCUACAAUAGGAAAAAAAAAUUGUUUUGUUAAAUAGUGAAUUGAUUUAGCUCUACUACUAAGGAAGUAGACAGAAGAUAUUUUGUGUCAUGA